GACUUACAACCUCAAAUUGUUACUGACUUUCUAUUAAAAUCAGCAUUUUAAUGAUCAAGGAUGCUGGGGACUUAAAUGAAAUGACUUUCUAUUUUCUUUUGUUCUCAAAUCGACUAAUGGCAACUUCAGUUCUUCGAAGAUACUAGAAUUCCAUCCCGGCAAUGUUUUUCAUUAUGAUUUCCAAGUUCUAAAACCCUUUCCGUUCUUCUGAUUCUUCUUCGUCCCUUUAGUUUCCAACGUUAACAUCGCUGUGAUCGGUACAUAUAUUUGUGGAGAAAUUUCGUCCAUAUGUAACCACAAACCGGAUCUGUUUUCUCAAGAGUGUGGAUAACGAUUUCCUUCGCCCCGGGUAUAACAUGAAUAAGCUUUGCCGCCAAGUGUCCAUUGAAUCGCCCGCUGGAGCAAGCCGAGACUGUGUCUUCAAUUUCGAAGUCCCGGUCCCGGAUGUCCCUCCAAAUGGUGCUCGCAUUAGGGUGGUAUGCGCAGGAGCAUGCUACCGAAUGAGGAAUCGCUCUCCAUCAGUGUCCAGUUCGUCGUCUGUGCAGUCCACUGAAGAAUCUUACUAUUCAGGAAACCACGGAAUACGAGAUGGAGCUCUAUUCCCCGGGUACGAAGUGUCUGGGAUCAUCGAUUCUCUUGGUGACAACGUGAAACCCACGGAUGACAUUGCUGUCAACAAGAGAGUGAUUUUGUAUCCGUACGACGGCAUUCCACAUGGUUACGCCGAGUAUAUAGUAGUUCACGAUCUGUCUUAUUUGGUCCCCAUUCCUGAUAAUUUAUCUUUGGGUGUUGCCGCUAUGCUUCCCACUGGAGCUUUAUUAGCUAAAAGCGCAGUCUUCACGGCACACAAUUACGUUUCGGCUUUAUUAAAACAGCGUCCAGCGGACCAGAUUUGCAGAAUUUUAAUCGUGGGUACUGGUGGUCUAGCACUUUGGGCUAUCAGAAUCGCCCAGCAUCAUUUCGAAACGUCUGAAAACAAAGAUAGAGUACAAAUUACGGUGGCCAGCCUUAAGGACGAUGGAUUUAAACUUGCCAACGAGCUACAAAAUGUUACUCUUGUCCAGUGGAAUGAAGAGGUUCACGAAAAACAUCUCAUUGAUAGAACCAAAGACGCUUGUAAAGGUCUGGUCGAUAUUGUGAUUGAUUUUGGGACCACUUCCAGAUCCCUGCACAGGUCCCUCCAGUGUCUUAGUCCUAGUGGCGUCGUACUUGUAAGUGACGAAGUAGCAGAACGAUUGCUACCUAAAUUCUCUUCACUGAUCAAUAAAACCAAUCAAAAAAUUGAGGCUGUUUCAUAUGGGUCAAUUGAACAGUUGAAAGAACUUGUUACUUAUGUCGCAUCAGGGGAGAUCAUUCCACCACCUUACACCGAGUUUUCAGCCGAAGAAGCUUCAUCAGUUAUACAAAAACUAUGUCGCAGUGAGAUACCUGGAAGGGCUAUUCUUCGUUUUCAUGAUAUUCAGUGAAAGGUAUUAAAAUGGGAUACCUGAUAGCUUCAGUUUGAGAGAUUCAGUGUAAUUACUAAGCGAAGGUUUAUAUUAACUCCACUUUUUUAUGACAGUUCGAAAGCUCGUGAUUCUCUUAGACUGAACGUUUUAAGCUCUCCAUGUGUAUUUUAAUAAUUAUGAUCUUUAA
This is a messenger RNA of Zophobas morio, 1635 nucleotides long. RefSeq lists its product as uncharacterized. The transcript is spliced from 5 exons. The record is from RefSeq and is a predicted model, not a curated record. Bases 357 to 1466 code for a protein of 369 amino acids. Gene Ontology annotation, molecular function: oxidoreductase activity, acting on the CH-OH group of donors, NAD or NADP as acceptor. Lineage: Eukaryota; Metazoa; Arthropoda; Insecta; Coleoptera; Tenebrionidae.